CCGGGAGGUUUGACAGUGGCGGCUGGCUAAACGCUCUCAGAACUCCAUUCCCCGCCGGCCAUCGCGGCCUAGACUGUUGCCUCUUCCUGAUCAGGGGACAAGAAGCCCGGCUGCGGACUGACUUCUCCAGUGCUUAGAGUCUGAGAAAAAUGGCAAAUAUGAAUAGUGAUUCUAGGCAUCUUCUCAUCCCUGAGGUAGAUCAUGAAAUAAAUCCUGGACCUAUGAAUAUCCAGUUUGAUUCAUCAGAUCUGAGAUCCAAAAGGCCUUUCCAUAUAGAGCCCACAAACAUCGUCAAUGUGAAUGAUGUCGUUCAGAGGGUUAGCGACCAUGCCUCUGCCAUGAACAAGAGGAUUCAUUACUACAGCCGGCUCACCGCUCCUACAGACAAGGCACUGAUUGCCCCAGAUCAUGUAGUUCCAGCUCCAGAAGAGUGCUAUGUAUAUAGUCCAUUGGGUUCUGCUUAUAAACUUCAAGGUUACAAUGAAGGAUAUGGUAAAAACACCAGUUUAGUAACCAUUUUUAUGAUUUGGAAUACCAUGAUGGGAACAUCUAUACUAAGUAUUCCUUGGGGCAUAAAACAGGCUGGAUUUACUACUGGAAUGUGCGUCAUCAUGCUGAUGGGCCUUUUAACCCUUUAUUGCUGCUACAGAGUAGUGAAAUCACGAGCUAUGAUAUCUUCAGUGGAUACCACUACCUGGGAAUAUCCAGAUGUCUGCAGAUAUUAUUUUGGCUCCUUUGGGCAGUGGUCGAGUCUCCUUUUCUCCUUGGUGUCUCUCAUUGGAGCAAUGAUAGUUUAUUGGGUGCUUAUGUCUAAUUUUCUUUUUAAUACUGGAAAGUUUAUUUUUAAUUUUAUCCAUCACAUUAAUGACACCGACACUGUGCUGAGAACCAAUGAUAGCAACCCUGUGAUUUGUCCAAGUGCCGGGAGUGGUGGCCAGCCUGACAACAGCUCUGUGAUUUUCUAUGCCAAUGACACGGGACUCCAACAGUUUGAAAAGUGGUGGAAUAAGUCCAAGACUGUGCCCUUCUACCUCAUAGGGCUCCUCCUGCCACUGCUGAAUUUCAAAUCCCCUUCAUUUUUUUCAAAAUUUAAUAUCUUAGGUACAGUGUCCGUUCUCUAUUUGAUUUUCCUUGUCACCUUGAAGGCUAUUCGCUUGGGAUUUCAUCUGGAAUUUCAUUGGUUUGUGCCAACAGAAUUUUUUGUACCAGAGAUAAGAUUUCAGUUUCCACAGCUGACUGGUGUGCUUACCCUUGCUUUCUUUAUUCAUAAUUGUAUUAUCACUCUGUUAAAGAACAACAAGAACCAAGAAAACAAUGUAAGGGAUUUGUCCAUUGCUUAUAUGUUGGUGACAUUAACUUACCUCUAUAUUGGAGUCCUGGUUUUUGCGUCAUUUCCUUCACCACCAUUAUCCAAAGAUUGUAUAGAACAGAAUUUUCUAGACAACUUUCCUAGCAGUGACAUCCUGUCCUUCAUUGCAAGGAUCUUCCUGCUGUUCCAGAUGAUGACUGUAUACCCACUCCUAGGCUACUUGGCUCGCGUCCAGCUAUUGGGCCAUGUCUUCGGUGACAUUUAUCCUAGAUAUUCAGGAGCGGCAUGCGGCCUGGCCUUUGUAUUCAUAUAUCCAUCUCUCAUCUAUAUAAUUUCCCUACACCAAGAAGAGCGUCUGACAUGGGCGAAAUUAAUCUUUCAUGUUUUCAUCAUCAUUUUGGGCCUGGCUAACCUAAUUGUUCAGUUUUUUAUGUGAAACACUCGACAGUGUUCUCAAGAUCUUUCAUGGGAUUUUGAACUUUGACACCAGUUCCACAUAAAUUCUCUUGUAAAUGCUGUUGUUGCUGUAAUUCUAAAUGUUUUCCUAAGAUAAUUUGAAAACAAGGGAAAUAGUGAUCCAUCAAUAAGUAAUGUCAGUUAGAGUGGGGAAAGGGACAAUAAGAAUGAUCUUUGUCCUUACCUUUUUCAUAUUCACUCACCUCUUUAUUCUCAUUGUCUUUUCUGAGUAGAAAUAUUUGCCCUUAGGAAAAAUCAUGCUGUGGGUUGGUAGAUAUAAGGUGGGUGGGUUUAUUUUAGCUACAAUAAAGAUUCUCAGGGUGUCACACAGGAGGGUAUGGCCAGAUCCUGUUUCUGUUUUAUGUUUCGAUAUAUUCACUUUAAUUUUACUUGCUAGACCAUUUUUGCAGGUUGCCCAAACCUUUACUGUUUGGGACAGUAAAUCAGAUACCUCAUUUAAAAAAAAAAAGGUCUCCAUGACAUCAGUGUUAAUAGAGUGAAUUUUUAACUAUGUCCUCAAUCUCUAUUAGGAAGGAAGGAAGGAAAGAAGGAAGAGAGGGAGGGAGGGAGGAAGGAACCUUGUCAGUACAGGCCCCAUAGUCAUGAAAAGUAUAUAAAAUAAGUGAACUAGGAGAGUUUGUUGCUGUCUGACUUCUCUUUUGUUUCUAAUCCAGUACCAGUGACUUAGGUUGAAAUUCUAGUUUCCUGGCCAGAUUUUGCAUAGGGACAAGUGUGACUGGGGGGUGUCUUUUGCUUUUCGGAUUUCUGAGCAUUGAAUAGGAUGUCAUGAUAGGACCAGAGAGGAAGAAUGUAGGAAGCAUGGCAGAGAGGGAUACAUGAGACCCUACAAGGGAGACAGGAAGUAGAGAGGGGGCCAGGAAAAGUGAGGGGUGGAAGUGGUUUCUUUACUACAGGAAAGGAUUAAUUCUGUCUGAGGUAUGACUUCUGAAGGAGACCUACCACCCCCCUACUUCUGUAACCGGCAGGGUAGAGGUUAAAUCCCAAAAGAAAGCUCCUUGGAUCUGAGGAAAGGAUUAGGGAACCUGAAUUCUUGGUAUUAACAGUCUCCUCUCUUUCAUUCAAACUACAACUAAACCAGAAUCACAAUGCAUGUCUCCCAUGUAACCACCUCAGUGUUCUACUGAAAAAGUUAGAUUUCUCUAAUUUCAGGCUUACAUUAAAAAGCCUAUUGUGUUAAUACAUAUCUCACAUCCCAGAAUAGUGUGUAGUUUUGUGUUAUUUCCUUCCUUUAAGAAAGAUGAGUGAAAUGGUUUUUUUUUAACCUCGUAGAGAGCCCCCGAUUUGUGGCCAGCUAUAAUUACUUUCAGAAAGCUUUCAGUCCAGUCCAUAGAUGCGUACCUAUAUUGAUGAACUAUAUUUCCUAAAGCUCUUUUCUAAAAAGCCUCAUAAUAAAAAUUCUCAAGCAUACAAAAAAGUAGAGAAAAUAAUAUGCUAUCCACCCCCCCGCAUAUACCCAUCCCCUAGAUUUAGUAAUUAUUAGACUGCUGUAUUUUUUUUACCUAUCCCCCUUUUUUCUUUUCCACUGAAAUAUUUAAAGCCAGUCUCAGAUGUUAUGUCGUUUCUUCUCUACAAACUUUAAUAUGUACUAAAUAGCCUUGUGAACUUAGUUACAUUUAUUGAUGGAGACAGUCUCGAAAGUGUUUGUUAGCAGAAACUGCUGAUAGAAGUUGGAUUAAUUAGAAAAUUCUGCAUUAGGUGCGUGGAUUUUUGGGUUAACCUCUCUUAGAAUAGGAAUAUGAUUCAUGGAGAAAGUAUGUCUCUCUUUGCUUGGAAGUCCCUGCAUCUUUAUGACUUCAGACUCUUAUUCAGUUAGAAGAAACAUAGGAAUCAAAAGCUAGGUAGCUCCUUGAGAGAUCCUCUUUGCUUAAUCCCUGUUUAUCCCUGCUUGCCUUCUUGUCCUUAAAAACCUGAGAAACAGAGUUUUUAUUGCCUCUUUUCAUAUAUACUUG
Messenger RNA from Rhinolophus ferrumequinum (greater horseshoe bat), 3735 nucleotides. It is a transcript of the gene SLC38A9, whose product is annotated as solute carrier family 38 member 9. Gene Ontology annotation, molecular function: amino acid transmembrane transporter activity. Gene Ontology annotation, biological process: amino acid transmembrane transport. The record is from RefSeq and is a predicted model, not a curated record. NCBI's taxonomy places the organism in Eukaryota, Metazoa, Chordata, Mammalia, Chiroptera, Rhinolophidae. The coding region runs from base 150 to 1745 and encodes 531 amino acids. The transcript is spliced from 14 exons.